UAAUGAAUGCUGAGUUUGCUUGAUCAGCUUGAGUUGAGCUUGACAUUUUGUUUUGACAGACAUAUAGUAUAAAUGAAAUACAAUAAUAUACAGAUUUUGUGACACAAAGACGGAAUAAUAGAAGCAAAAACUAUCAAGUAAGAGUUCCAGUAAGCGGAAUGAAGUGGCAAAUUGAAGCUGGGUAGAAACAGGAGCAUGGGCGGUGGUGUGAGAAGCAGCGCGAGGCUGAGCGGCAGCGCGGCGCGGGCGGAGCAGCACACCGCUGCUCGCAGCGCGACGGCUGACGCUGCAGCACGCGCCGCUGCAGCUGCUCGCCGCGCCCGAGCCGCAGAGCGCGCUCGCGAGGUGGAGGACAGCCCCCGCGUACUCCGGGAGAAGUGUCGCCGCCUAGCCCGUGCCGUCAAGGAAGCUAAACACCUCGUGGUGUACACGGGCGCGGGCAUCAGCACGGCGGCCGACAUCCCAGACUACCGCGGCCCGCACGGCGUCUGGACGCGGCUGCAGCGCGGCGAGACCGUCGGACGGGUGGAGGUGGCGCGCGCGCAGCCGACCUUCACGCACAUGGCGCUGACGGCGCUCUGGGCCAGCGGCGUGCUCAAGUUCGUCGUGUCGCAGAACUGCGACGGGCUGCACUUGCGCGCGGGCCUGCCUCGGCGCGCGCUCGCCGAGCUGCACGGCGACAUGUUCGCCGAGCAGUGCGCGGCGUGCCGGCGCGUCUACCUGCGCACCUUCGACACCACGGAGCGCACGGCGCGCCACGCGCACGGCACGCGCCGCCUCUGUCACACGUGCGGCCGCGAGCUGCGCGACACCAUCGUGCACUUCGGCGAGCGGGGCCGCGCCGCCUGGCCGCUCAACUGGGCGGGCGCGCUGCGGCACGCCGCCGCCGCGGACGUCGUGCUCUGCCUCGGCUCGAGCCUCAAGGUGCUGCGCCGCUACCCGCGCCUGUGGCGCAUGCAGCGCGCGCCGCACGCCCGCCCCGCGCUCUACAUAGUCAACCUGCAGUGGACGCCCAAGGACGCCGUGGCCGCGCUCAAGAUCAACGCGCGCUGCGACGCGGUGAUGGCGGCGGUGGCGCGCCGGCUGCGCCUGCGCGUGCCGCGCUACAGCCCGCGCCGCGACCCGCUGCUGGCGCACGGCGUUCCCCUCGCGCCGCUCGAGGCGCACACGGCGCGCCGCGCUCCGCUCUCGCCGCCCGCACUCGACGCCGACUCCGACUCCGACGCGUGCUACUCGCUCGAGUCUGCCUCCUGUUCCUCGCCCUCGCCCUCGACGUCGGAGGCGGAGGCGGAGGGCGAGGAGUCGGACGACAGCGUGCCGCUGUGCCGGCUGGCGGAGCGGCUGCGCGCGACGCGCCGACAGGACCCUUCCGCGGAUCGGGAAACGCCCCAAUCGCCCGCUAGGAAAAAAUUCCUUGCGGAUAGUUUCCGUUCAUUCCAAGUGAGCAUGCGGUCGUGCGAGGCGACCAUUCUGCUGCGCGCCGAGCACGCGCCCCCCGACCUGCCGCCCCCCGAGCCGCCGCCCCCCGCACCCCCCGCACCCCGCAUUUCUCCGUCUCGAUCUACCGUUGCCGAUAUUCAUUGUCCUCCAUCUCUAACUUGUAUGACGAACGGCGCGUCUUCUCGCGAUACUUUCUUCGAAAUGCAUACAUCGGGUCGAGUGCCGGCGUCCUCCGCCUCCGCCACCGCCUCCAGUGCGGUGACCGGCGAGCUGCGCAGGUUCCGCAUGCAGCGGCUCUCCGGACCUUCGCCCGCGCCGCCCACUCGCCCGCCCGACUGGAACUUCGGUACGGUAGCGGAUUUCACCACGACCGUCAAGGAGGAAGACGACGCGAAGAGUUUCGCCAACGGAGGUUGGCCCUGCGGCUCCAAGCUGCGGCACCUGCUCGAGAUAAAACCUUUCGACGAGGACGAGAAGAAAGCGUUUCAUCUGCACGAGCGGCACGCUGCGGGUGCGGGGGGCGCGGCGGGCGCGGGGGGCGCGGACAGGAAGUGCAAGGUGCAGCUGCCGGCCGCGGACCGCUCGGACUGGAGCGAUAUUAAAAGUGAACCCGGCACUUGCAGCAGCUUACUGCCGCUCGCGGCCACCAGCGCCACCGGCUCGGCCUGCGCGGAGCGGCAGCGGCAGCGGGAGCGGGAGGAGAUGGGCGCGGCGGAGGCGGAGGCGGCGGCGUUCAUCCGGCGCGCGGUGCUCGUGUGCCGCGCCUCGCUCUACCCCGGCCUGCACACCAUCCUGGGCGGAGCGCGCGGGGGCCGCGGGGCGCGCGUGUGCGCGUGGUGCGCGCGGCGGUACGGCUCGCGCCGCUGUCUGUGGUACGGCGCGCCGCCGGACGCGAGCGCGCUGCGCACGGCGAGGCGCGUGCGCGGCCGCCGCUAUCUGUGCGCGUGCUGUCCGGAGCGCGCGCACUCGCCGCACGCGCCGCUGCCGGACGACGCGGGGUGGUACGGCAAGGGUUACCGCAAGGGCCGCCGCCGCCGCCGGUAGCUGAGUCGUCGCCGCGGCCUCGCUUCUCGCGACUUCCACAGAUGUGUUUCGUGGACGUGAAAACUGUGUUCCCGUCAUCUAAUGAAUACGGUGAAAAUCCGAAAAAGUAGCUCAACAAAAGUGGGUACAAGGUACAUGAUACGUGUUCUCGUGCGCGGCGAGGUGAUCAUUUCAAAUCGCGCGAAGAUGACGCGAGUACAUUUGUCACUUCCGGGCGUCUCCAUUACGCGGCGACGAGAGACAAUAAGUGAUAAAGUGCAAAAUGAUGGUAUUUGUCCAUGAACGAUCUCGAUAGCCACUGCCAGUGUUAGCUUAGUGAAUUACUUAGUACAACGGAUUAGAUUUUAAGUAUUUAUUUUGUAUAUGACGCGGGCCUCGUGCGCCCGAGACCGACUGUUAACUUCACACAAUCGUGUUAUUUAAGAAAAACGACAUCGAUCAUUGACUUGGAUAUAGAAAUAUGCACUUUAUUAUUAAAUUGUAAGAUUGUGAUUUCUAGAAGUCUCAAAAAGUGUACUAGUUACAUUGAGCGGUGUUGCCAGCCUGUGAGUGAGCCACUAUCAGUUAUCUGCGGCAGAUAUCGGGCACACUUCCUGCUCCGGUCACAUUGCGACGACUCUUACCUCUAAUGUUUCAACAUUAUUUUGUCGUCGCUAUAUAUGUUUGUUUGUAUGGUUUGGCCUAAUUUAUGAAUCUGUUGCCAUGAAGAUGUCGAGUGAUGAAUGUUUGAAUGGCGAUAUACAGAUGAUCCUCGAUGGAUGGAUAAAAAGUUUUGCUCGAUGCGUCCAAAACAAUUAGGUCAAUAAUUUAUUUUUAGGUUUUAUUUUAAUUUGUAGAAAAAUAAGUGUAAAAAAACAAUUGCACCAAGACAAAAUUGGAGAACGAAAUAACAUUUCAAGAACAAGUUAUCAUUGUAAUCACAAUAUUUUAGACGCACGGACGAUUUUCAGCCGAAAAUCUGAAAAACAAAAAGUAAAUCUUAGAUCAAUUAAAAUCACCGAACAUACUUUGGGCUUCAAUGAUGCUACUCAGGUCCUCUACCUCCACAAAGCUUUUGAUCCGUUCAUUAAGAAUCCCCUGUCCAAGUACAAUGUACGGCGCCUGAUGAGCCGGGGUCACGCGGUCGAAUUGAUUCUAAUGUAAAUAAACCAUUGAAACAUUGCGACUUGUUUUAUUUGAG
Messenger RNA from Papilio machaon (common yellow swallowtail), 3664 nucleotides. RefSeq lists its product as uncharacterized. NCBI's taxonomy places the organism in Eukaryota, Metazoa, Arthropoda, Insecta, Lepidoptera, Papilionidae. Gene Ontology annotation, molecular function: NAD+ binding. The record is from RefSeq and is a predicted model, not a curated record. The transcript has 4 exons. The coding region runs from base 196 to 2484 and encodes 762 amino acids.